ACUCAACGACAGGAGACUUCUUUUCGUUUUACGCCACCAUGAGACGCUUGCGUUAAUUCCUGUUUGUUCAUAAAAAAACUAUCAUGGCGGCUUGUCUGCUGUGCCGUUGCGUUGGAUUACUGUAAGAACCCUUACACCCAGAAGAGUUGGUCACCAUCUUGAAAUUGAAACUACAUCAAGUUGAAGACUCAGCGCGCUAUCAGCAAACAAUUUAGCCACAUUCACCAUAACAUAUUUAAAGCUCCCAUCCAUCUACGAUUCUUGAAACAUCAGCUCAUUGUCUAGUGUUCUUUUCCCUCUCACACAAGAAAAACAAAAAAUAUCUCUGUCUCAAGCCAAAAGAAAACUUUCCUUAGAUAUUGUGUUCAGAUCUAUUGGCCUUUUGAAUUUCACCUUCUUUGAAACUAUUGUCAUUCAUAUCUUUGUCCCGAAUUGGAGUGCCAGUGUAAGUGAGUGUGAUCGUGUGGUUGUUUGAAGAGGGUGAGGAAGUAAUUGCUGGUAGGAAGUAUACUGCCCUUAACGGCAACCAAAUCAAGGAAAAGGCUCAGGUGUUGAUCCCCCAUCCUCAUUGUCUUUGUUAUACCCCCUCUUUAGUUUACUGGUUUUGUUUGCUAUUCUCAGCCAUUGGUUGCAGUGACACUUCGAGUUCCAGCUAAAGUCUUCUAUAAAAGCUUUCACCUUCUUAGUGUUACAAGAAAAAAAAAAAAAAGUGUUACAACCAGCUGUAAUAAAAAAAAAUCUCUUGAGCUAAGAAAUUUACAAGCAAUUUACCAUCGUUGCCUUAUCUGUGAUAUUGUUGUCGUACAUUAAAAAAAAAGACAAGUUAAAAGUAAUCUACUCAAAAAAAAAAAAAAAAAGUAUAGUGUACUGAAUAUUUGAAUUCCCCUCCUAUUUUUGUGAGUGCUCAGUGUCAAUCCUUCUAUCCAGAAAUCAUCCAUCUAGUUGUGUUCCUGAUCUUUCCUUCGACGACCUUCCAUACUAAAAGUUGGAAGAAAAAUGUCGACGAAUCCACAAUGGAACUCAUCUCUCUACUCUCCUAAAUCCCCAGCCCCAUCUUCGCUCCUCGGAUUCGGCUACAACGGUGGCAGCAAUAGUGGCAGUAACUUGCUGUCAUCUUCGGGGCCGGUCGUCAACGGGUUUAACAACUUUCCAUCGUUCGGGCGUUCAAAUUCCGGCAGCGGAUCAUUUUUCCCAUCGCAAGCCAACCCUGCGAGUACCCAGUUUUCGGUCAAUAACAGCCAAACGGGCUCGUUGUCACCUACGCUUGGAUCAUCUUCUAUCGGGCAUUUCCCUAUUGGCACGUUCAAUGCCAAUUCAGCUUUUAGCGAAGAAUCCAUCAAGAGCCCGGCCGCUGUGCACGUCGGUAAUGGAAAUGUCCAUCGUGAGGGAGGAUCCAAUUCUCCUAACAAUCUCGGCAGUAGAGAGACGGGAAUAAUCGAAAAACUACUGCAUUCCUACGGAUUCAUUCAAUGCUGCGAACGCCAAGCGCGUCUCUUCUUUCAUUUUAGUCAAUUUGACGGCAAUAUUGAACACUUGAAGAUUGGAGACCCUGUUGAAUUUGAAGUGACGUACGACCGCCGAAACGGAAAGCCGAUUGCUAGCUCAGUUUCCAAAAUCGCGCCUGAAGUGGUUCUGAGUGAAGAGCGUGUAACUGGAACUGUGACAACUGAAUUGGGAACUGGUCAACAAGGACGCAUAAGCUAUGAGAACCGUGGCGAAUGUUUCUUCUUGCCAUAUGGAAAGGAUGAUGUGGAAGGAAACGUGACUCUCUCCGUGGGCGAUAAAGUCAGCUUCCAAAUUGCCACUAGUCACAGCGGUAACCUGGGAGCUCGUUAUAUCCGUUUGGAGAAUCCUGCUCACCCAGUUCGUUACCAAGGGGUUGUGUGUUCCCUUAAAGAGAGCUUUGGUUUUAUCGAGCGCGGCGAUGUCGUCCGUGAAAUUUUCUUCCAUUUCUCCGAAGCCAAGGGCAUCGCUGAUUCGUUGCAACUCGGUGAUGACGUUGAAUUUACGAUUCAAACGCGAAAUGUAUGUGUACUUUUUGGGAAAACGCCACUCUCGCCACUAAUUCAAUUUUUCGUUCGUUUUUUUUCUUUUUUUUUUUUUUCUGGACUUCAGGGAAAAGAAGUUGCUUGUAGUAUAAUUAAGUUGCCUUCCGGAACUGUUGUCUUUGAAGACGUCAAUCCCGAAACUCUAAAAGGGCAAGUGUUGAAGCCUUUGGAGCGCGGAGCAAAUGUUGCUACUCUGAACACGGAACCACUUUCUGGUAGACUGCGCUACCGGGGGCGUGAUCGAUCAGAAAUUGAAAUUCCGUUUGGUGAUAAGGAUCAGAAAGGCGAAUAUACCCUUAGGCAUGGAGAUUGGGUCCAGUUCAACAUAGCCGUUGACCGUCGGGAUAAAUUGGAACGUGCUACUAAUAUUGAAUUGCAGGACGAGUCAUUUGUUGUUUCAGGUGAAAAACGUGAAACAGGCGUAGUAGCCGCUGUGAAAGAAGGUUAUGGUUUCAUCAAAUGUGCCGAAAGAGAUGCCCGUGUCUUCUUCCACUUCUCUGAAGUCAUUUCGCAAGACGAGGAGGUGGAUCAAAAUUCGGAAGUUGAAUUUACCAUGUCGCAGGAUCAAACUCAGCCUAAUAAGCAAAGCGCAGUUCGGAUUAAGAUCUUACCUCCGGGUAGUGUACAAUUCGAAGUAAUUACUCAACGGAACAUCGUCGGAACGGUCACUAGAGAACCGUCAAGCAGUUGGGCACAGCGUAGCCCUAGCCGAGUGAAUGGAGAGAAAUCGGCAGAUGAUAUGGGCUUGGUAUCCUACCAGUUAAACGGAAUUAUGGAGCAUGUGCCCUUCCAGAUGAGAGAGUGUGACGUCCGGAAUAGCCCGCGCCUGGGCGACGAGGUUGAGUUUGAUUUGGCCCAAGUGAAGCGCACGAAGGAGCAUAUUGGUUUGAACAUUCGCAUUGUACAGCGUGCCCAAGUGAACAAGUCUGGCGGCAAAUUUUCCGAGAACUGCGAAAACAAUAAAAACGAAAACCAACACUCAAAUGGGGAGGGUAACAAAGUCCACAAAGGAUUCAUUGCUUCUCUGAAAGAUACCUUCGGUUUCAUCGAAAACGUUACCCACGACAAGGAAAUCUUCUUUCAUUAUAGUCAUUUUGAUGGAGACGCCGAUUCGUUGGACCUCGGGCAUGAAGUACAGUACACUUUAACUGGCAAAACUCCCUCGUCUGGGAAAAUAUCAGCUGAAAACGUCAAGUUGUUGAAGAAGGGAACCAUUGCCCGGCAUGCGGUUGACGAAGAAAUUAAGGACGGUAUUAUCGUUCGCCCAUUGAGGAACGUUAAUCCCGAUCAAGCUCAAUAUGCCGGCCUGGUGAAAUUGGGCUCUGACACAGAUGCAGAAGAAGUGUCCUACGAAUUUGGCAUCACUAGCUUGGCCAACAAGAAAGACUUUCUUCAACGUGGCGAUCAAGUUCAGUUUCAAAUCGAACGAACAGAAGAAGGCAAGGAAAGAGCUACGCGGAUACGGGUGGUCCGUAAAAAGCUUCGUUCCACAGUGGAUGCCAUUAAAGGCCAAUUUGGAUUCCUUAAUUACGAAAUGGAAGAUGGCAAGAAGCUUUUCUUUCAUCUUUCCGAAGUUAAAGAUAAUGCAACUCUUCUACCCAAUGAUACCGUCGAAUUCGUCCUAAUUACCAACCAGCGUACAGGAAAAUCAUCAGCCUGCAACAUUGUGAAAAUGGAAACCCAACGUCCGGACUGGCUGGCUGCACGACUUCGUACCAUGUCGAUCGACGAAAACGGACCUCGCUUCUACGUCCUGAGACAACCCAAAGGUCCUGACGGUACUCGAGGAUUUAAAAUUGCUCCUCGUUCGUCUGUGUCCAGCAACGGAGUAUCAGCUUCGAAAGUGAAUGGUGACUCCGAAGCACUAGGCAAUGCCUGAACGACAUCGAAUCGGAUAAGCUCCAUUUUUCGUAUCUUUUCAAUUCUUCAUCACUCACAUAUAUCUUCGUCGCUGAACAAAUAACGAAAGAAAAAAACAUGCACUAAGAGAGGAGUCAUAAUUAAGUUUUUUCCACUUACCCUCCGCUUUUCUUUCGUUUGAGGUGAAGAAAGAAAAAGAAAACGUACAAUUCACAAAAAAAUAUCAACAUUUCUUCUCUAACAAAAAAAAUCAACAAAAAAAAUUAUACUUUAACGUGUUCGCAUCGAGGAACCGACUGUGAUGGGUGGGACUUCAAAAGCGUGUUUUACAAAUUGAAAUAAGCAAAAAAAAUCUAGUAGUGUGCGAACUUGGGUGUCAUAAUUUUUUUUUCCUUUUUUUUUUUUUUUUAGUUUGCGAACCAAAGUAUCAUUUUGCCAUAUAUGAGUGUGGGUUUCUCGAGAAAGUCAAAUUUCAAGUGCUAAGAAUAAGUAGGCGAGAUGUAUUGAAUUAUGCGGACGAAAUCGAGUGAAAGUUCUUUUUCCUAUCUCUGGAACAAAAAGAGGCCUGGUCGCAAUCGAGAAAAAUGUUUGGCGUCUAGUCGAGAUGGGCUGACGAAAAUAAUGGGGGAUUAUUAUUAUUAUUAUUUUUUUUUUUCAGUAACUGGGUAAGAUUGAGGCGAAGGGUUUUUUACCACCAGCUUUUCAGUUAAUGUAAAAUUCGAUGCGUCCCUUUCAGGAUAUUACGGAGCAUUGUUCUACACUGCUCUUCUUAACUUCUCUAUUGGCCGGGUGACUUGCGAGAGGUUAGCCUUCGACUAACGAAAUUAUGAAAGAGUAAAACAAAGACAAGAAAAACUUUCAUUUCUCAUUUCCUUUGAAAUUAGGUCCAACUUCUUGCGAUGAAAUUCCGUUGUUCCUCUCCGUACCACAGAGUCGGUCGUUCAAUAAAGUCCAACCCAAGUUUAUGCAAAUUAAAUAAUUACACCUUGGCAAUUUUUCUUAUUUGAUUUCUUUCUCUCAUUGAGAAAGAAAUGAAAACUUUGUUUGUGAGGUUCGUUGUGGCCUCUAUUUGCUCCCUCCUUAAAAAUUUUUUUCCACCAGAUUUGUGUGUGAUCCUCAUCUUCUGCUGUUGCUCCUUCUGCUUAAAUUUUCUUCCCCCGAAAGUCGUUCUUCACCUGUUUGUCAAUGCAAAAAAUUGGAAAGAGAAAAAAAAAAGCCCACUCUUCCAGGAAUUGCUCGUUCGUCAACCAAAAUCACAUUAUGAGCAGAAUGAUAGUUUAGUAGUUUUUGUUCGAUUUCUGACUUUCGUUCUUCCGUUCUUUUUCUCGUCAACAAUUUGUCCUGGCGUGUACUCUCGCGCUGCAAUUCUGUCCCGAGUUUUUCUGCAUUAGCUUUCGUUUUAUAGCCAGUUUGGUUCUAGUUCGAUCACUUAAAAAAAAAAUUAACACGUCUUAAACAAGAAUCGUGCUAAAUUUAUGCGAAAGAAACCAUCGAAAUGAUUGAUCAAGGAAGUUUUGAGAUAUAUUGAAAGAGAGUCGAUUCCAUGUCAACAACCUGCUCGAGUUUAUUAAUGUAGCGCAACAUAUGGCCAAUACAAGUGAAAUCAUUUCA
Messenger RNA from Daphnia carinata, 5519 nucleotides. It is a transcript of the gene Unr, whose product is annotated as cold shock domain-containing protein E1-like. The transcript is spliced from 13 exons. Gene Ontology annotation, molecular function: nucleic acid binding. The record is from RefSeq and is a predicted model, not a curated record. Lineage: Eukaryota; Metazoa; Arthropoda; Branchiopoda; Diplostraca; Daphniidae. The coding region runs from base 997 to 3927 and encodes 976 amino acids.